Molecule: messenger RNA, 1011 nt
Organism: Penicillium atrosanguineum
Lineage: Eukaryota; Fungi; Ascomycota; Eurotiomycetes; Eurotiales; Aspergillaceae
Gene: ssn8
Product: cyclin-dependent protein serine/threonine kinase regulator SSN8
Exons: 2
Biological process (GO): positive regulation of transcription by RNA polymerase II
Cellular component (GO): nucleus; mediator complex
Molecular function (GO): cyclin-dependent protein serine/threonine kinase regulator activity
Source: RefSeq, a predicted model, not a curated record
ACAUCGGGUUUACAGCUACAGCAACAAAGACAGCUACUGCUCUUCAUGGCAGCCAAUUAUUGGGCGUCGACGCAGCGUCGACACUGGCUGUUCUCCCGAGAGUCGCUGGCCGAUGUUCGGGAGCGACUCUGGGAGAAAGAUAAGGUCACCCAUUCACAGUUUCCGCUGCCAGAUCAGCGACUGCUGAAUAUAUACUUCAAUCAGCGUAAGACUCCUCCUCUACAAGAGAUCACCACUUGCUUAUCGCUCUCUAGAACUCAUCAAAUUGGGCAAGCGCAUGACCACCCGCCAACAAGCCAUUGCCACGGCCCAAGUAUAUCUCAAGCGUUUUUAUACAAAGAACGAGAUCCGCCAGACAAAUCCCUAUCUGGUCCUCACAACGGCCUUCUACCUGGCCUGCAAAAUGGAAGAAUGCCCCCAACACAUCCGUUUCGUGGUGGGCGAAGCACGCGGGCUCUGGCCCGGUACGAAUUCAUAACGCCUGACGUCGCCAAACUGGGCGAAUGCGAAUUCGCCCUGAUCUCCGAAAUGCACUCACAACUAAUCGUGCACCACCCCUACCGCACGCUCUCUGAGCUCCAAACCGAGCUCGCUCUAUCCUCGGACGAGGUAGCUCUCGCCUGGUCCGUAAUCAACGACCACUACUUAACUGAUCUCCCCCUCCUCCACCCUCCGCACGUAAUCGCCAUCAUGGCCAUCAUCGUCGCAGUGGUAUUUAAACCCUCUCCGCCAGGUGCAUAUCUCGGUUCUGCGCAGUCCGCACUAGCGGGUACCAUGCGCGAAGGCCAAGGCAUGAACAUGCUUGCUGCAUUGUCAGAUAAGCCUGGAUCGGGGCCUCCGAAGAUUCAGAAGCUGGUUGCGUGGCUGGCGGAGAGUGAGGUGGAUAUCAAGGCCGUUAUCGAGUGUACGCAGGAACUGCUUUCGUUGUAUGAGGUUUGGGAGCAGUAUAGUGAGAAGCACUGCAAGGAGUUGAUCGGUCGCAUGGUUAAGAGCAAGAACUUGGAUAAGUGA